Talaromyces atroroseus is the source of this 825-nucleotide messenger RNA. RefSeq lists its product as hypothetical. The coding region runs from base 1 to 825 and encodes 274 amino acids. The record is from RefSeq and is a predicted model, not a curated record. The transcript has 2 exons. Gene Ontology annotation, biological process: protein targeting to vacuole; ubiquitin-dependent protein catabolic process via the multivesicular body sorting pathway; protein targeting to membrane. Gene Ontology annotation, cellular component: ESCRT I complex. NCBI's taxonomy places the organism in Eukaryota, Fungi, Ascomycota, Eurotiomycetes, Eurotiales, Trichocomaceae.
AUGGCCUCUCAUUCAUAUUCUGCGCAACCGCCGGCACGCUGGAGUAGCUCUUCUUUUUUAAGUAGCGGCCUCUCUGUCGAUUCUGAGACCCCGCCGCCUCCUCCCCCAAAGCCCGACAGUCACGAAGCAAGCCGACGAAGUACCCCCUUGGCUGGAGGGCUUCCUUUGCCUCGGUCUUCCCCGACGACUCAAUCUCAGGAAUCCCAUUAUUCAGCGGAGACUCUCUUAGCAACAAAUCCCUCUGCUCGGGCAUAUGCAUCAGAGGUACCCCAAACCUUAGCGGAGCCUCCGCGCCUGGAAGACGAAUGGCUACCAGACAUCGUCAAGAAUAAAACAACCCUCGAGCUACAAUCCAUCCUAUCGAAUCCUACUCUUCUUUCCGCAUUAUCUACCUUGCACCAUUCGUACCCGGCAUCUCAACGAGUUCUCCAAGCACACCUCGACAACAACAAAGCAUUAGCGCAACAUGUACUAGACCUAGAAUCGCGAUUGUCAAGUCUACGCGCAACCACGGAAUCUCUCCUCCUAAACCAUCAAUCCCUCGAAGUAUCGUGGCGGAAGAAGCAGGCGGAAAUGGAUGCUGCCUUGGAGCCUUGGUCUCCAAAGGCGCUUUAUCAGCGUCUUGCCGCGGCUGUCGCCGAACAGGAGGCUAUUUGCCAUGCGGUAGAGGAGAGUUUCCUUGAAGGUGAUCAUCACUUGGGUCGCGCCACGGAUAAAGAGGUGUCAGAUUGGGUACGACGAAUCCGCACUGAGGGUGCCAAGUUAGAAUCUAGGAAGGAAGCGAGGGCACGAUGGGAUGAAGGAAGAGUUGGAGGAUGGCGUUAA